CAGUGCGUGGUCUAGGUCUAGAAAACUAGGCGGAGCUUGAAGUCCUCCAUGCUGUCCCCUGACAUGGAACAAACCCGAUUGUCACUUUGGACCUCAGUUGAACGGUAGCAGCAGUAGCGUGGACGACGUACCACAUGAAAGAAGACGAUAGCUGACAACAACCCGAACUGCAGACUGUUCAUCUCGCAGCUAUCUACCUGGAAACCCCACGUGGUUCUUGAAUAUUGCUGAGUGCGCAGCAAGUCCAUUCAGCGUUAUUUUGUAACGCGUCACUCGUCGUGGGUAUCCCCCUUGCCUGGGAACGCUGUUGUGAAGUGAUAGAGCAUAGACCAAAAGUUAAAACUCUUUGGGAAUCUUGGCUGCACACUAUGUACACAUUAACAAGAGGUCCAAGCAAACUUGUGACACAACGGAGAACAGGUCCCACACAGCAGAUCGAGGGGAAAUCAAGUGGCUCAAAACACAAACAGAACAACUGGUUUACAGCGAACUGCCCUGCCCCAAAGAUUGUUUUCCACCGACUAAACGGCCAGAGGAACCACAAGGCACCAGUGCCAAGAACUGUCUCCCUUGAAGGCUUUUCCGCAGCCCAUGAAGAAAAUGUUAAAUUUGUCCAUGAAGCGUGGAAGGAGGUGGAGCAGAACAUGGGUGAAGGUCAGAAGGUGGAGGACAGCAGAGCAGCAGUGCAAUACACAGAGAAGGCCCCCAGCACACUCACCAAGAACUUUGUGCCUAUCGACCUGGAGGAGUGGUGGGCCCAGCGCUUCCUGGCCAACAUUGGCAACCUGGCGUGAUGACGAGACGGAAGCAGAAGAGAGAGAUGGGGAGACGGCCACCGCGGCAGAGGAUGAGAGGUGGAGGUGAAAUAGCCCGGCCCUUAGGGGGGAAAAAAAAGCAGAGGCCCAGAGAUAUUGGGCCUGGCAGACACACCUGGAAGGGAGCUGGCUCUCGCACAGAAACUGGGGAAAGUGAAAAGCCAGAGUACCUGCACAAAAAGCCUCUGGACCGAGCUGUGACAUACAGUGGCCUUGGGACAUGCAGCCUCCACAUUCCGACACUUUGGAUGGCCAGUUGUUUGGAGUGUUUUUGUGGGAACGAUUUCAUUAUACGUUGACGCUCACCACCACUACUACCUUUAAUAUCCUCCUCUUUUUUUGUUUCUCUUUCAUGGUUUUCUUCUAUGCUCAGGACUUGACUCACUGCCCUAACCAGUUUGCUGUAGUGAAACAUGUUUGUUUGUUUUCAUAACCUGUCUCAAUGUGAAAGGAAACAGAAAAAAAGAAAAUUAAAAAUAUUGAUUAAAAAUAAUGUAUAAAUAU
Messenger RNA from Engraulis encrasicolus (European anchovy), 1319 nucleotides. It is a transcript of the gene mcrip2, whose product is annotated as MAPK regulated corepressor interacting protein 2. The transcript is spliced from 5 exons. The coding region runs from base 369 to 794 and encodes 141 amino acids. The record is from RefSeq and is a predicted model, not a curated record. Lineage: Eukaryota; Metazoa; Chordata; Actinopteri; Clupeiformes; Engraulidae.